UGUCAAUAACAGUAAAGCUUUAGUAAAGUCAGAAGUUAACAUUACACAUUACAUUAAUUAAAAUAGUACUUGAUUCAUCUUUUUAAAUAUACAGUAUGUUUGAAUAUUUAUUAGCAUCAUCAGCAUCAUUCUCAGCGUCUUCAACUCCUGACUUCAGUAUUACAUUUUCUCUACACACAAGUAUUAAACAGUGAUUUUAUUGAGACUAACAGAUGCUAACUGCUAACAAAGGCUAACCCUGAUUCCACUGAGUUCCUCCAUCAAAUCAACAUAUUGUAGUUUUCAGUCAUGUGACAACAGAAAUAGAAACAUGUCAGUGAUAACAGCUGGGCUGAGGUCAGCUGCUCUAAAACACAGAAUGAACAACCACAGAGAGUCUGAGGAAACACACAGUUGGUUUCUUCUUGAUGCUGCUGAUGGAAGCACUCAGUAAUGUCUGUGAGUGUUCACAAUCAUACAUCAGCUCUUUGCUUUCCUACAACAUGAGAGAACAGUUUUUACAUUGAUUCACUCUGGAGUUCCUUUCAGAAGAGUUGUUUUCAGUACAGCUGGAAAAACCAAAACGCAGCAGUGUGUCCAGGAAGAGAGCGAGAGUGGACCAGGAGAGCUCAGAGGUUCCCAGUGGUCAGUCUGCCCAGCAGCAUCAAACACACCUGGACUCCAUAUUUAUGCUGCUGGAGGACAACAUUGUCACUUUUGUGAAGAACGAGCUGAAGAAGAUUAAAAAGGGUCUAAGUUCAGGUUACCCAGAAUGCUUAGAGAGUCAAAGGGAGGAUGAGGAGGUGUUGGACAGUGAGGAUGAAGAGCAGAGGCGGAGCAGUAGAGAGGCAUUUCUGAAGAUAACAGUGCACUUCCUGAGGAGAAUGAAGCAGGAGGAGCUGGCUGACCGUCUGCAGAUCGGACAUCCUGAUGGAGUUUGUCAGUGUAAACUAAAAUCUAACCUGAAGAAGAAGUUCCAGUGUGUGUUUGAGGGGAUUGCUAAAGCAGGAAAGCCAUCCCUUCUGAACCAGAUCUACACACAGCUCUACAUCACAGAGGGAGGGAUUGCAGAGGUCAAUGAUGAACAUGAGGUCAGACAGAUUGAAAAAGCAUCCAGGAAACCAAACAGACCAGAAACAACAAUCAGACAAGAAGACUUCUUUAAAUCCUCACAUGGAAGAGAUGAACCAAUCAGAACAGUGAUGACAAAGGGAGUGGCUGGCAUUGGGAAAACAGUCUUAACACAGAAGUUCACUCUGGACUGGGCUGAAGACAAAGCCAACCAGGACAUACAGUUCCUGUUUCCAUUCACUUUCAGAGAGCUGAAUGUGCUGAAAGAGAAAAAUUACAGCUUGGUGGAACUUGUUCAUCACUUCUUUACUGAAACCAAAGAAGCAGGAAUCUGCAGGUUUGAAGAGUUCCAGGUUGUGUUCAUCUUUGACGGUCUGGAUGAGUGUCGACUUCCUCUGGACUUCCACAACACAAAGAUCCUGACUGAUGUUACAGAGUCCACCUCAGUGGAUGUGCUGCUGACAAACCUCAUCAGGGGGAAACUGCUUCCCUCUGCUCGCCUCUGGAUAACCUCACGACCUGCAGCAGCCAAUCAGAUCCCAUCUGAGUGUGUUGAUAUUGUGACAGAGGUCAGAGGGUUCACUGACCCACAGAAGGAGGAGUACUUCAGGAAGAGGUUCAGAGAUCAGGAGCCAGCCAGCAGAAUCAUCUCCCACAUCAAGACAUCACGAAGCCUCCACAUCAUGUGCCACAUCCCAGUCUUCUGCUGGAUCACUGCUACAGUUCUGGAGGAUGUGUUGAACACCAGAGAAGGAGGAGAGCUGCCCAAGACCCUGACCGAGAUGUACAUCCACUUCCUGGUGGUUCAAUCCAAACUGAAGAACAUCAAGUAUGACAGAGGAUGUGAGACAGAUCCACACUGGAUUCCAGAGACAAGGAAGAUGAUUGAGUCUCUGGGAAAACUGGCUUUUGAGGAGCUGCAGAAGGGCAACCUGAUUUUCUAUGAAUCAGACCUGACAGCGUGUGGCAUCAAUAUCAGAGCAGCCUCAGUGUACUCAGGAGUGUUCACACAGAUCUUUAUAGAGGAGAGAGGACUGUACCAGGAUAAAGUCUUCUGCUUCGUCCAUCUGAGUGUUCAGGAGUUUCUGGCUGCUCUUCAUGUCCAUCUGACAUUCAUCAGCUCUGGAGUCAAUCUGCUGUCAGAAGAACAAUCAACCUCCCAGAAGUCUGAAACAAGAAAAGAUGAAUCUGCAGAGACACAGUUCUACCAGAGUGCUGUGGACAAGGCCUUACAGAGCCCAAAUGGUCACCUGGACUUGUUCCUCCGCUUCCUCCUGGGACUUUCACUGCAGACCAAUCAGGAUCUCCUACGAGGCCUGCUGCCACAGACAAGAAGUUGCUCAAAAACUAAUCAGGAUAUAGUCCAGUACAUCAAGAAACAAAUUGAGGACAACCCGUGUCCAGAAAGAAGCAUCAAUCUGUUUCACUGUCUGAAUGAACUAAAAGAUCCUUCUCUUGUCGAGGAGAUCCAACAGUCUGUGAGAUCAGGAAGACUUUCUACAGAUAAACUGUCUCCUGCUCAGUGGUCAGCUCUGGUCUUCAUCUUACUGUCAUCAGAAAAAGAUCUGGACGUGUUUGACCUGAAGAAAUACUCUGCUUCAGAGGAGGCUCUUCUGAGGCUGCUGCCAGUGGUCAAAGCCUCCAACAAAGCUCUACUGAGUGGCUGUAACCUCUCAGAGAGAAGCUGUGAAGCUCUGUCCUCAGUUCUCAGCUCCCAGUCUUCUAGUCUGAGAGAGCUGGACCUGAGUAACAACAACCUGCAGGAUUCAGGAGUGAAGCUUCUGUCUGCUGGACUGGAGAGUCCACACUGUACACUGGAAAUUCUCAGGCUGUCAGGCUGUAUGAUCACAGAGGAAGGCUGUGCUUCUCUGGCCUCAGCUCUGAGCUCCAACCCCUCCCAUCUGAGAGAGCUGGACCUGAGCUACAAUCAUCCAGGAGACUCAGGAGUGAACCUGCUCUCUCCACAGUGGAGACUGGACACUCUCAGGGUGGAGCCUGCUGGAGUCCGAUGGUUGAGACCAGGUCUGAGGAAGUAUUCCUGUGAACUCACAGUCGACACAAACACAGUGAACAGGAACCUUAAACUGUCUGACAACAACAGGAUGGUGACGUUUGUGAAGGAAGAGCAACCAUAUCCUGAUCAUCCAGACAGAUUUGACUGUCCUCAGCUGUUGUGUACAAAUGGUCUGACUGGUCGCUGUUACUGGGAGGUGGAGGGGAGAGGAAGAGUUAGAAUAUCAGUGGAUUACAACAGGAGAUGUCACAGUAAAGAAUGUUUGUUUGGAGAGAAUGAUCAGUCCUGGAGUCUGUUCUGCUCGGAAGAUGAUGGUCGUUACUCUGUCUGGCACAAUAAGAGCGGAACAUCCAUCUCCUCCUCUGUCUCUAACAGAGUAGCAGUGUAUGUGGACUGUCCUGCUGGCACUCUGUCCUUCUACAGAGUCUCCUCUGACACGCUGAUCCAUCUCCACACCUUCAACACCACAUUCACUCAACCUCUUUAUCCUGGGUUUGGGCUUAGGUCCUCAUCCAUAUCCAUGUCUGGUUCCUCAGUGUCUCUGUGUUCUCUGUAGGAGGCAGACUCUCUUCCUGUUGGACAAAUAUUCUCACUGCUGCAGGCAUUUGCACAGAUUGCUCAAGCCCUAAUAACCAUGAAGCUUUAAUGACCAGUAUGUAGGAUUUAGUGGCCUGAAGUUACAGAUUGCAACCAACUGAACACCACUCUAGUCUUUAUUUGACUAAUUGAAGCCCCUAUCUAGAGUCAGUGUUUGGUUUGUCCAUUCUGGGCCACUGUAGAAACAUGGCAAUUCAACAUGGCAGACUCAGUGGAAGACGCCCUACAUUGUCUGUAGAUAAAAACGUUUAAUUCUAACAAAAACACAAUGAUUCCUAAUAAUAAUUAUUCACCAACAUUUCUGACAAUAGAUCCUCCUAAAGGUUACACACUGGACUUCCUAUUUUUGAGGGUAGAUUGGUUGGUUUAUUAUUUCAUUCAUUCAGACAUUAUUGUGUAAAUAUUUGUUGAUUUUGAACAGGUAUUCAUUUUAUAGAAAGUGUGCACAAUGUCUGCUCUGCAGUUCUUGGAGAGAUAGUAAAUGCAAAAUGUGCUGUGUGGCUUGAUCAUUUUGUAGAAAUAUGUUGAGUUUUAAACUGUAUGACCGUUUUAUAUGUAAUUGCUUUAUUUUUUAUACAUAAUUAGGAGAGAGGUGCCCUUUCUUCUUUGAACACCUGCCUAAAAUGUCCGUACAUGUGCCUGCAACAGAUGAGUUGAGUCCUGCAUUAAUCAAUGAAUUUAAAUGAAUCAAUGAGCUUUGUACAAAAUCCUUCCGAAAGAUUCUUCACAGAUAUUGUAAAUGUCUUCCACAAGCUGCAUGAAUGCUCAUUAUGCUUCAAUAAAGAUUAUUUUCUUCAAUCUGGAA
Molecule: messenger RNA, 4466 nt
Organism: Dicentrarchus labrax (European seabass)
Lineage: Eukaryota; Metazoa; Chordata; Actinopteri; Moronidae
Product: NLR family CARD domain-containing protein 3-like
Exons: 8
Coding region: 669-3620 (983 amino acids)
Molecular function (GO): protein binding
Source: RefSeq, a predicted model, not a curated record